AUGGGAUUCACUCAAUCCAAGCAUGAAUACUCUCUCUUCACAUGGCACAAAGGUACCACUGUCAUUGCUCUUAUUAUUUAUGUUGAUGAUAUCUUAAUCACUGGGAAUGAUGAGAGUAGCAUUUGCACCCUAAGAGAACAUCUCAAUAAAAAUUUCCGUAUAAAAGAUCUGGGGGAACCAAAAUAUUUCUUAGGCAUUGAGAUUGCACGAUCCCCGGCAGGUAUUUCUCUAAGUCAACGGAAAUAUGUUUUAGAACUUGUAUCAGACUCUGGUUUAUCAACAUGCAAACCCAGCAUCAUCCCUGUGGAACAAAACAUUAAACUCACAUCACAGCAAUAUGACUAUGAGACAGCCUCUUCAGAAAAUGACCCUCUGUUACAAGAUCCAACUUCCUACCAGAGACUCGUAGGAAGACUUAUCUAUCUCACCAUGACAAGGCCUGACAUAAGUUAUGUGGUCCACAUACUAAGUCAGUUCAUGCAUCAACCCAAACAAUCUCAUAUGGACGCAGCAAUCAAGGUGCUUAAAUAUUUAAAGGGAUGUCCUGGAUUAGGACUUCUCUUACCUCGAGAUGGGAAUUUCGACAUCACAGCUUACUGCGAUUUAGAUUGGGGUACUUGUCCCAUGACCAGAAAGUCUCUUAUAGGAUUUUGUAUUAAAAUUGGAGGAUCUCUUAUAUCAUGGAAAACAAAAAGGCAAUCAACAAUAUCACUUUCUUCAGCUGAAGCAGAGUAUAGAGCAAUGGCAAAAACAACUUGUGAGAUUGUCUGGAUUCUUGGAUUAGUUAAAGACUUGGGAAUAAAAACAGGAAAACCAGUCACUUUGUACUGCAAUAACAAAGCUGCUAUAUAUAUCGCAGCAAAUCCAGUUUUCCAUGAAAGAACCAAACACAUAGAAAUUGACUGUCAUUUUGUCAAGGAGAAAAUUGAGGAAGGGAUUAUCAGGACUAGGCAAAUACGAACAUCGGAACAACCAGCGGACAUAUUCACAAAGCCUUUGUGUAGUCGUCAGCAUUCUUAUUUAUUACGCAAGCUUGGGGUUUUCGAUAUCUACAAACCACCAACUUGA
Messenger RNA from Pistacia vera, 1068 nucleotides. RefSeq lists its product as uncharacterized. NCBI's taxonomy places the organism in Eukaryota, Viridiplantae, Streptophyta, Magnoliopsida, Sapindales, Anacardiaceae. The coding region runs from base 1 to 1068 and encodes 355 amino acids. The record is from RefSeq and is a predicted model, not a curated record. The transcript has a single exon.